CAUGACAGAGACGACAAACCACCGACGAAAACAGGCCCCCCCCUCUCUCUCUCUCUCUCUCUCUCGACGUAAGCCCGUCCAUCGGAGGGGAAGUAAUCAAAUGGCGACUCGUCUCAGGCAUAUUUCUUCAGCAUUUUAUCUUUUCCUGUUACUUCAUUGCCUACUAAUUGUCGUCGUUAACUGCAAGACUCUCAAACGAGACGUGAAAGCAUUAAAUGAAAUAAAGGCAUCACUGGGUUGGAGAGUGGUAUAUGCUUGGGUUGGUGAUGAUCCUUGUGGAGAUGGUGAUUUGCCCCCAUGGUCUGGUGUCACAUGUACCACUGUGAGUGGUGGUGACUAUAGAGUUGUUACUGAAUUGUGAGUUUCUUGUCACUCUAUAUU
This is a messenger RNA of Olea europaea var. sylvestris, 381 nucleotides long. RefSeq lists its product as uncharacterized. The transcript has 2 exons. The coding region runs from base 2 to 361 and encodes 119 amino acids. Lineage: Eukaryota; Viridiplantae; Streptophyta; Magnoliopsida; Lamiales; Oleaceae. The record is from RefSeq and is a predicted model, not a curated record.